ACCGGCGCCGGGGCGUGGUCUCGUUCGCGUUGCCGCACGCCGCGAGAAAUCUGCGGCGGCCGUUGGCCGUUGGCGCGGCUUGGCCGGUUGUCUUGGAGAAGCAAGAUGGCGGCGACGGCGGCUGCGGUGGUGGCGGAGGAGGACACCGAGCUGCGGGACCUGCUGGUGCAGACGCUGGAGAACAGCGGGGUCCUGAAUCGCAUCAAGGCUGAACUCCGAGCAGCUGUGUUUUUGGCACUAGAGGAACAAGAAAAAGUAGAGAACAAAACGCCUUUAGUCAAUGAAAGCCUGGAAAAAUUUUUAAAUACGAAAGAUGGCCGGCUGGUGGCUAGUCUGGUUGCAGAAUUUCUUCAGUUUUUUAAUCUUGACUUCACCUUGGCCGUGUUUCAACCUGAAACUAGCACAUUUCAAGGUCUUGAAGGUCGAGAGACUUUAGCCCGAGAUUUAGGUAUUAUUGAAGCAGAAGGGACUGUGGGUGGACCCUUAUUAUUAGAAGUGAUCAGACGUUGUCAACAGAAAGAGAAAGGGCCAACCAAUGGGGAAGGUGCACUAGAUCUGUCUGAUGUACAUUCUCCACCGAAGUCACCCGAAGGAAAACCAAGUACACACACAACACCCAGCAAGAUACCAAGGUAUACAGGACAAGGUAAGAAGAAGACAAGCGGGCAGAAGUCUGGUGCCAAGAAGGCCAGCAGUGAUGCCAGUCAGAGUGAUACAAGCAUUUCCUCCUCAGAACCCAAAAGCAAAAGUAGUCUUCACUUAUUGGCCCAUGAAACAAAAAUUGGAUCUUUCUUAAGCAACAAAGGCCUAGAUGACAAAGACGGAGCUGGUCUUUGUCCAGAUGAAGAUGAUAUGGAAGGAGACUCUUUCUUCGAUGACCCCAUUCCUAAACCAGAGAAAACGUAUGGGUGGAGAAGUGAACCUAGUAGGCGGGUCGGAAGCCUGGCAUCGCUCUCUGACGCAGCCCCCCUAAAAAGUGGACUCAGCUCUCUUACGGGAGCCCCCUCAUUGAAAGACUCUGAAAGUAAAAGAGGAAACACAGUUCUGAAAGAUCUGAAAUUAGUCAAUGACAAAAUGGGAUCCCUGGGAUUAGGGACCGGAGAAGGUGACGAGUACGUGGAUGACUUUAAUAGUACCAGCCAUCGCUCAGAAAAGAGUGAGCUAAGUAUUGGUGAAGAGAUCGAGGAAGACCUCUCCGUGGAACUAGACGACGCCAAUUCCAGUGACAAACUUGACGACCUGACGCAGGACCUGACUGCGUCCCAGCUCAGUGAUGUCGCGGAUUACCUGGAAGAUGUGGCACACACAUGAGGACGGAAGGACGGACGGAAGGACGGAAGGAAGGGAGGAUUCUCAUCCACGGAGGACAAAGGACUCCAACCAGUUCCUUUUUUUUUUUUAACAGACAAUCACUCUGCUGGAAUGUCUGCUCCCUAUUGGUGCCUUGUUUAAAAAAAAAAAAA
This is a messenger RNA of Rhinolophus ferrumequinum (greater horseshoe bat), 1463 nucleotides long. RefSeq names its product centrosomal protein 43 (gene CEP43). Gene Ontology annotation, cellular component: centrosome. The record is from RefSeq and is a predicted model, not a curated record. Lineage: Eukaryota; Metazoa; Chordata; Mammalia; Chiroptera; Rhinolophidae. The coding region runs from base 106 to 1311 and encodes 401 amino acids. Gene Ontology annotation, biological process: microtubule anchoring. Gene Ontology annotation, molecular function: protein binding. The transcript has 13 exons.